AUGAGUGCAAUUUAUCAUGAAAGACAAAGCCUAAUGUACUGUGCUAUUCAUGCGCUUAACAAUCUUAUGCAAUGCAAGUCAUUCACAAAACAGCAGUUUGAUGUGAUAUGCAGCGAAUUAUCAAGCAAUUACAUUAAUCCACAUAAAUCAGUACUCGGAAUUGGAAACUACGAUAUAAAUUCAAUCAUAAAGGCACUAGAGUCAAAAGACUUAACAGUAAUAUGGUAUGAUAAAAGACGUGAGAUUACAAAGGAAUCGAUACAAAUAGAUGAAUCUUAUGGAUAUAUCAUGAACUUGCCUACAGACUACACAUUUGGCUUUAUCACAAUACCGUUGAUCAAAAGUAGGCACUGGAUAUCAUUAAGGAAGGUCAAUGACAAGUAUUAUAAUCUAGAUUCUAAACUGGAUAAGCCAAAAUUAAUUGGAGAAGAAGAGGAAUUUGUGUCAUACCUGAAAAGUGAAAUGACAAGUAACAAUAAGGAACUGUUUAUUAUCAAGUCAAAAAGCUAA
Molecule: messenger RNA, 510 nt
Organism: Chironomus riparius
Lineage: Eukaryota; Metazoa; Arthropoda; Insecta; Diptera; Chironomidae
Source: the annotation of a GenBank genome assembly